Messenger RNA from Oncorhynchus nerka (sockeye salmon), 2056 nucleotides. RefSeq names its product polymeric immunoglobulin receptor-like. The record is from RefSeq and is a predicted model, not a curated record. The coding region runs from base 120 to 1307 and encodes 395 amino acids. The transcript has 9 exons. Gene Ontology annotation, cellular component: plasma membrane. Gene Ontology annotation, molecular function: transmembrane signaling receptor activity. NCBI's taxonomy places the organism in Eukaryota, Metazoa, Chordata, Actinopteri, Salmoniformes, Salmonidae.
ACACAUCAGUACAUAGAUACCUGUCUCUCUCUCACACACACACACACACACACACACACACACACACACACACACACACACACACACACACACACACACACACAGAGUCAAACCCUCACAUGGCUCCCCAUCUCAUCCUCCUCCUCUUCCUCAUCUUCCCCAGACUCUCAGCAGUGAGGCAUGUGUCUGUGCAGACUGGAGGCUCCAUCACCUUCCCAUGUCGCUAUGUUCUGAAUCACAUAAACCAUGUUAAAUACUGGUGUCAAGGAUUAGGUUGGGAUGUAUGUUCGUAUUUAGUACGUACUGACCAACCUAAGAGCAGUGGUAAGACCUCAAUAUCUGAUGACAUCAACAAGAGAAUCUUCACUGUGACCAUGACUGACCUGACGUCAUGGGAUUAUGGGAAUUACAGGUGUGUUGUGGAGAUCAAUGGAGGAACAGAUAUCAUGAUACAAUGGUUCUACCUGUCUGUCACUCCAGGUACUCCAGAACUCUAUGUGGACCAACAGGAAGUGACUGGAGUAGAAGGAGGGAGUGUCACUGUCUGUUGUUACUAUAGUAACUCUGGAGACAUGAAGUGGUGCAGGAUGGGUGGUGAUUGUGUGAGUGGGUAUUCUGGGACUUUAAAUGGAACAUCAGUGGCAUUAACGCGGACUAGUGAUGCCAACAACAGAACAGUCUUAACAGUGACUAUGAGUGGACUGCAGAUGGAGAACACUGACUGGUAUUGGUGUAGAGUUGGAGAACUAGAGAUGCCUGUUCACAUCACUGUCAGUCAACAAACUGCAACACAGAGAACCUCUAAGAUGACCUCAACAACCCAAGAUCCAACCUCUCAACAACCCUCUGCCUCUCCAACUGCUGAGCCUGUUCAGACUGACAACACAAGUCAAGGAGCUGAGGGGAACAUGGAGGAAGUCCACCAGAGGUCCGUGAAAGUCCUACUCAUCUCUCUGGGCAUGUUGGUGGUGGUGACAGCUGGUAUCCUAGUAACAUGGAAGAUGUGGAGAAGGCCUAAGGACAAUAAGGCCAAGGACCAGACAACUAACAACUCAGUGUCUGCUGACUCUGAGCAGGACAUUACAUACAGCACAGUGACCCACACCAGAGAAACAGCACAGCAGGAUCCAUUUCCUGAAGCUGAUGAUGAUGUCACAUACAGCACUGUCAUCCUCCAGCACAAGACCCAAAUAAAAGGACAGACCAAGUCAGCAGAACCAGAUGAUCAUGUGGUCUACAGCUCACUAGCUCUACAGGUGACCACACAGGUCAGUGUUGGUCUCUCCUCUGUCUGUUGUACCAGAUGAUGCUGAUCUCUCAACAAAGAUACAGACCACAUUACUAUGUGUACUAAACAUCACUCUUUAACCACACAAAUCUUUCUUAGUGUUUUUAUUUUGCUGCAUGUAAAAUGUUAUCAUCACAUUGUGACCAGCUAAACUAUUGUUAUCGGUGUGUAUCCAUACCAUUACAGUGUGGACUGUACCUGGGUUUAGGGUGACGUUGCCCCUAGAUGAUGAUCUUGGGUCAGAUUUGUUUUUAAAUCCCACUGAAGAUUAAGGUUAGGAUAGGAGGAGGGGAAGCUGAUCUGUAUCUAGUGGAAACGUCACAAUGGAGAUUGUGACUGAAUGUUUCACUUCCUCUCCAGCAGAGGGCAGCAGCAGCACAAUAGUGACUGACUGAGAGGACCUUCCUUUUACUGGAAGUAUAGAACACUCCUCUCUCCUGUGUCAGAACAUCUAUCUGCCUCCAAUAUGAUUCUGUCAUACCUCUUCACCCAUCCCAGGAAGACACCUCUAUUCUAUAGUGUAAUAAACUACUGAAGACAGUCUGCUGUGUUUGUUCUGAUUAUCAUCACAUUUCUGUUAUUAGUUAUGUUCCACCACCUUUCCCCUUGUCUCUUAUUUCUUACAUCAUGAUCUUAUUGAUCUCAUCUAGUUUAAUGUCCUAUGCCUGUAACUAAUCAUGAUCAAAUGUGUAUUAAGAUCUUAGUAUAGACAGCUACUAUGUAUAAUAACUACUGUACUGCAAUAAUAAAAUGUACUAUAUAUAUUAA